AUGGGUCACCUCUCGCAAAUCGAAGCCAUCAUGGAAGCCUACGACGACAUCCUCUACCACUAUAAAGAUUACCACAACCAUCCCUUAAACAUGCCCAAGAAACAAGUCAUUCUACGACAAAAGGCGGAUUUCAACUUCUGGGCAAUACAUUCGGGCGUAUGCAUCCCAGAACUUGACCUUGAACACGAGUUCGAACGGGAAGCGGUAAAAGGACUUGACGCCUUCGUCGCGACUGCAACUAAACUCGAGAGACUAUACCAAGAAGCUCCAAGUCCUGAAGUCACAUGGCGGGCAGAGGAGUAUGUAACCUCGCUGUCAGAAAUGCUGAGCCAGCUGGCUCAUAUAUUCGGCGUCCUUGUACCUUCGUUGCAGAACACAGGAACGGCUUCUGAGCAGCCAACUGAAGCUUGA
Molecule: messenger RNA, 411 nt
Organism: Fusarium subglutinans
Lineage: Eukaryota; Fungi; Ascomycota; Sordariomycetes; Hypocreales; Nectriaceae
Exons: 2
Coding region: 1-411 (136 amino acids)
Source: RefSeq, a predicted model, not a curated record